Messenger RNA from Medicago truncatula (barrel medic), 544 nucleotides. Its product is annotated as ananain. Bases 75 to 368 code for a protein of 97 amino acids. The record is from RefSeq and is a predicted model, not a curated record. NCBI's taxonomy places the organism in Eukaryota, Viridiplantae, Streptophyta, Magnoliopsida, Fabales, Fabaceae. The transcript is spliced from 2 exons.
UUUUUAUGCAAACAUUUGUAUAUAGUGUGCGGCAGCUGCUCAUCUCUUUUAACAUUCCCUUCAACUAAAAAAAAAUGAAGCUGCUUAGUACUGUUGUUUUGAUGAUGAUCUUUCUGGCAUCUGCUUAUUCUGUUGUUGAUGAGUCUCCAACAAUAACACUCUCUGAAUUUGAAUCAUAUCCAACACUUUCAGAAGCAUCCGUUGAUAAAUUGUUUCAUGAUUGGAUGUUGGAGCAUAAUCGGACAUAUUCAAGCAGCAACGAGAUGAAGAAACGUCGAGAACUAUUCAAGAAGAAAUUGGAACAUGUUAAGGAGUUUAACAAAGGUAAUCACAGUUACACAAUUGGCAUAAAUCAAUUUUCUGAUUGAACUGAAGAAGAGUUGUCUGUAUCAUGUGUAGAGGACGACGACAAUUACGAAUGGUAUUUUCAAUGAAAGAAUUAGAUCGUCACAUAGCGUGUUUCUGAUCUACAAAAUAAACUCAAAACAAUGAUUCAUUGGUUUUGAUUUGUUAUAUGGAAAAAAUAAUUAAUUCCUUUUAUUUA